CCUACUGAUCUCUGACCAAAAACAGGCUCAUUGGCAAUCUCCCUACUCAUCUCUGCCUUGAUCUGGCACAUCUCCUCAUUGGAGGAGUUAGCCAUAAGGAAAGGAAGGAAGGAUCUCUGCCUUGAUGAAGGCUUCCUUCAAUCUCCAAGGCGUCUUAAAACUAGUAUGCUGCAACGAAUUUCGGAACACAUUUUACAGUACUGCCAGUGUUUACAGUGUGUUACGGAACGCACCCCAAAUUAGCGCAGUUUUUUGCUGAACGCAGCCAUUGUCAACAGUUUUCGAAGUGUUUGAAUAUCAGAAUUUGGCACUUGGCCCUCUACGAGGGCAUAAAGCCACAAGGAACAAAGAGAAGAAGAAGAAUAUCAGAAUCUUUUAGCUCAGAAUUCAGUGAAGACUCACCACGUGAAUUGUCUAUCUGUAUCAAUCUGCAUCCAUUCAUUUCAAUUGCUUGGGAAUAGAGAAUAUUGAAAUUUCAGAAUUCUACGUUUUAUUAUAACAGUUACAAGUUUAAUUUCACCGGUUCAAUGGAUAAAAGAGAUAAAAGUGAUGUGCUUCAGCACGAUUCCCAGUGCGUUGAAAAGGAUAAGGAGUCUAUUUUAAUAUCCGAUAGUGAAGAUGAGGAUACUAGUCAUUACUUGCAACGAGCACAUGCACCAUGGAUUAUCGACGGCAGUGAUGAAAGUGAUCAAGAUGAUGGGAACAAUAUCGUCUGCGAAAAUACUUCAAGGGAUUCAGAGCUCGAAGAAAGCUUUCCAAAAUCAAGAAGUAACAAUAGAGGUGUAGUUAAAACAUUAUUUGAUGAUGAAAGUGAUGAAGAAAAUGUUAAUUAUACUGUAAGCGAUAAUGAUAGUGUGCAUGAUGUUGAACAUUACGAUGGACAUGAAAUUAACAAUGAUUCUGACAAAUUAAAUAUGCAUGUUUUUGAAAAUGAAGAUAGUCCAUCUAAUGAUAAACCAAAGAAAAAAAAUGGUAGUGAAUCCUCAACCACUUCUGAAGACUCUUAUAGUAAAUCAGCAUCAAAUCUUAAGAAGGAAAGUCCAAUACAAGAUAAGUUUCUUGAUCUUGCUAUGUCAUUUGCAAAACAAGAAAUUGGUGUUGAUACAUAUCCGUUUCUUUAUUCUGAAUCAGUGUCCCUGUUAAUGAAAAAAAAUGGUGGUGAAUCCUCAAGCACUUCUGAAGACUCUUAUAGUAAAUCAGCAUCAAAUCUUAAGAAGGAAAGUCCAAUACAAGAUAAGUUUCCUGAUCUUGCUAUGUCAUUUGCAAAACAAGAAAUUGGUGUUGGUAAUGUAGAUCCAGUUUUUGCACAAAAAAGAGCAACGUUAGUUUGCAAUAUGGAACAAAUCAAAAGUCAAGUGACUAAAUCCAAGUUACUAUUGAGUGCUGCCAAUCUUAAUUUACUGCCUGAUAGAGGAGAAAAGUUGCGACAAAGUAUAUAUUGUCAAGAAGAAAAAUUGGCAAAACUAACAGAUGAACUAAAGAAUUUGCCUUUGACAAAACCAAUGGCUCUUCCUCAGUCUGAAAGUCUUGCAGGAACAUCUAGCCAGAUUCAUUCUAUAAAGAAUUCCUACAAACUGGAGGUAUUACCUCCAACAAAUAAACUACUUGGCAAAAAAGCUCAGGAAACUUUUGAUCGAGAACGUACAUUGACCAUAGAAAGACUGGAAGAUCUUCACGCAUCCCUUGUACGACGUCCCACAGACGAUCAGGCAGCGACUGAUCCAAGAUGACUGAAAGUUUCUUUAAUGUUUCAUCAACAGCAUGCUCUUGCUUGGCUUCUCUGGAGAGAGCAGCAAAAACCUGCUGGUGGAGUAUUAGGUAAGAAAAAGUGUAAGAGAGAAUUAAGAUAAUCCGUUUAAUUUCAGAUUAAUUGGAAGAGAGUGAUUCUUGGCGAGGCACAUGUAAUAAGAAAUCACAAAAGCCAAAUAUCAGAGUCUGUUUGUAAGCUCGUAGCACGUAGGCGUUGGGCAUUAACAGGGACACCGAUUCAGAAUAAAGAAACGGACAUGUAUGCUAUCCUUAAAUUUCUGAAGUGUUCUCCAUUUGAUGAUCUGCGAGUAUGGAAGCACUGGGUGGACAAUAGAAAUGCAAGUGGACAACAAAGAUUAGCCACAGUCAGCAAAAGUUUAAUGUUGCGUAGAACGAAGCAAGAGUUGCAAGCUAAAGGCUGCUUAAAUAAUUUGCCAGAUAAAUGUCUUGAAUUGGUAGAAGUAAAUCUCGAUCCGGAAGAACAGUUGGUCUAUGAAAAGGUUCUAGUAUAUUCAAGAACCCUUUUUGCACAGUUUCUUUCACAAAGGGCGGAAAAGAACCAUACGAAUGAACUAAAUGCUGGGAAAUAUGAUAAACCAUACUUCAUGUCAGAAUGUAAAACAACCCAAUUCACAAAAGCACAAAAUCAAUUGCUCAGUCUUCAUGCGGAUGUUAAGGCUCACCAGAUUUUGGUGCUCUUAUUAAGAUUACGACAAGUCUGUUGUGAUCCAGCUUUGAUACAUGCAAUGUUAGAUCAAGAGACAGAAAGUAUGGGGAGACAAAAGGGGAUGUAGGAUAAAGACACAGAAAUUGUAGUUGACGAAAGAGUAAUACAAAACUUGCUUACUUCAAAAAAUCCAGUUUUUAAACCAGAGCGUCAGAGUUCCAAGAUGAGGAGUGUACUUACCAUGGUACAAGAAAUUAUAAAUAAAGGGGAUAAAGUUAUCGUUGUGUCACAAUGGACUAGUAUGUUGAAUGUUAUGGCAAUGCAUCUCAAUAAUUUAAAAGGGGCCACUUAUAGAAUAUUCUGUGGAACUGUCGCUGUGAAGGAUAGAGAGGAAAUAGUAAACGUCUUCAAUGAGGAGAAUGCUGAUCCGAAAAUUCUGUUGUUAUCUCUCACUGCUGGUGGUGUUGGUUUGAACUUAGUCGGUGGAAAUCAUUUAAUUUUAUUGGACGUACACUGGAACCCGCAAUUGGAAUCCCAAGCACAAGAUCGUAUAUAUCGAUUUGGUCAAAAAAAGGACGUUUAUAUUUAUAAGUAUAUUUGCAAAAAUACGAUAGAAGAACGCAUAAAACUGCUUCAAGAUAAAAAACUUGAGAUAGCUGAUAAUCUUCUGAAUGGAGCUGGAACAAAACUGUCUUCAAAACUAACGAUCGAUGAUCUAAAAUCUUUAUUUAGCAUUUAAUAAUUUAUAAAUUAUGCGUAAUAAUUUCCACUACUGUAAUAAAGACUUUUGUAAUUUGAAA
This is a messenger RNA of Cephus cinctus (wheat stem sawfly), 3216 nucleotides long. RefSeq names its product transcription termination factor 2-like. Lineage: Eukaryota; Metazoa; Arthropoda; Insecta; Hymenoptera; Cephidae. Gene Ontology annotation, molecular function: ATP binding; ATP-dependent chromatin remodeler activity. The record is from RefSeq and is a predicted model, not a curated record.